Messenger RNA from Ostrea edulis (European flat oyster), 1790 nucleotides. Its product is annotated as angiopoietin-1-like. Lineage: Eukaryota; Metazoa; Mollusca; Bivalvia; Ostreida; Ostreidae. Bases 20 to 967 code for a protein of 315 amino acids. The record is from RefSeq and is a predicted model, not a curated record. The transcript is spliced from 5 exons.
UUACUUGUCGCUCCUUGAAAUGAUGACAGAUUUUAAUGUCGGGCUGACUCUUUAUUUAAUUGUUGCAUAUUAUACGUCUACUCUUACUUGUACAUGUAGUGUGGGCUAUUUAGCCAUUUCAGAGAUUGAAAACAAGAUUGGAACAAAAGAUUUAUUGAAUACAUUUCACGCUGAAUCUCUAUCAGUUUGUGCUGCCGAGUGUUCGAACGAUUGUUCCUGUUUUGGGUAUCAUCGCGAUAUGAAACAAUGUCGAUUGCAUGUAAUCUGUGAUAAAGACCACAUCGUAAAUGCAGAAAUGGGAUGGCGGUACUACCGGGUGUCACAAAACGCUGUGGACUGUUUGGCGUUGUAUCAGAGUGGACAGACAUGUUCCGGGGUAUACACAAUAUAUCCAGGUGGCAUUCAAACUAAUGUCCUCUGUAAUAUGGAGAUAUCAGGAGGAGGGUGGACGGUUAUUCAGAACCGCUUUGAUGGAUCUCUGGAUUUUAAUAGAAACUGGUUAGAUUAUAAAACUGGAUUCGGAUCGCCCAACGGAGAAUACUGGAUAGGUAAUAAGAUUAUUUACAAAUUGACGAAAGAUCUCACCAGCUCCUUAUAUGUCACUAUAAUGCUAACAAAUGGAACCAGCUUAUUUCAACAGUAUGAGACGUUCUCAAUUGCAAAUGAACUGGACAACUAUAGACUUUACAUUGCUGGACAAUCCUCUGGAACUCUGGGAGACAGGAUGACAGAUACAACAGCUGGUGACAACAUAAACGGGAUGAUGUUUACCACAAAAGAUCGAGACAAUGAUAGACAUCCUAACCAAUGUGCUAGUGAGCAUUUCGGAGGAUGGUGGUAUAAUGUUUGUCAUGACGCUUAUCUGAAUGGACUUUAUGGGUCGGUGUUGUGGAAACAGCCUUGGUAUCCUAAGAUUGGAGAUGGAACACUGAUAAUGAAAACAGUCAUGAUGGUAAAAAGAGGGUGAACGGAAACGAAAAUUUCUAAGUCGGCAUCAAAGAAUUGCAGAUAAAACCUGUUGUUUUGUUUUGUUUUACAGCAAUUCUAAAAAUAAAAAUGUUCCCAUGACCCUGAUUUGUUUGUAAUCAAUUAUUAUAGAACCAAAAUUUCCUCAAAGUUUAUACUCUCUAUCUGUUAAUAUACAUUUCAUCCGGUAUCCUCAAAUAUUUGGCGUCACAUAUUUUUACAUUGUUCGUCUUCCUAAUAGUUUUCUUUUCCAGCACAAGACACUGAUACACAAUAAUAGAAUGCGUCUGACGGAAAUGGCGAAGUCUAUAUGACAAUCUCAGAACAAGCUCUUGCAUAUCAAAUCAGUUGAGAGAUAUAAAUAUCAUAUGCAGGCGUUAAUUGAAUAUUACGACACAAAUAUACAAUGUUGACGAUGGAGAAGCUGAAAUCAUGCUGUUUAUCAUAAAGCUGAGUUGUUAGUUUGCCGUUAAUAUUUGUUUUCAAUAAAAUAUCCAAGUAUGAAGCAGAAGUCAAUUAGUCUGUGGUGUAUUUUAUUUCGAGUUUACAGAGAUACAUCGAAUGGACAUAUGAAUGAAAUUAUUAUUGUUGAUAGAUAAAACGUCGUCAAUACAUGUAUAUCUAAAUGUUGCAUUAAAGGCAUCAUCAAACAAUAUUAUCAACAGAUAAUUCAAUUUAUGCCGCUUUGAGAAAUUUGUAAAUUUUUACACCGUCGGAUAGUAACGAAUUUUUGAGCCAAUCAAAUUCUUUGUUUAGAAAGCGUCCUUUUUCCAAACUUUCCAAAGCCUGUUAUUGUGCUGUGAAAAUAAAACCCACCACCCACG